This is a messenger RNA of Gekko japonicus, 3981 nucleotides long. It is a transcript of the gene TGOLN2, whose product is annotated as trans-golgi network protein 2. The transcript is spliced from 4 exons. The coding region runs from base 1 to 1626 and encodes 541 amino acids. Gene Ontology annotation, cellular component: endosome; trans-Golgi network; trans-Golgi network transport vesicle. The record is from RefSeq and is a predicted model, not a curated record. Lineage: Eukaryota; Metazoa; Chordata; Lepidosauria; Squamata; Gekkonidae.
AUGGCGGUGGGUUGGUUUAGUAUCGUGCUUCUCUUCGGAGUGGCCGUGUUUAGCACUGCGGCGCCGCUUGAAGGUAACGCGGGAGGCCCAAAGACUGCUAAAAGUAGCGCAGCAGGGGCAGUAGCAAUUCCACAGCGGUCAGGCAUCAGUCGAGGUGCUUCAAAUCUUCCUGCACAUGGGCAAGGCAAUAUUAAAACCAGCCCAAAAGGCAACUCAAAAGAUGCACCCCAAAGCCAUGACUCUGUAGGCAAUGAUAAAGAUGCUGUUCAUCGUUCUGGCAAGCCGCCAGACAACAGUGAAUCCAACCAAAAUGGUAACUCACAAUAUUUGCCCCCAGACCAUGGCACUGCACACCAGGAUAGUAACCAUGCUCUUAAUCCUGCUGAGCCAGCAGGCAAUGAACAAUCCAACCAAAAUGCCAAGUUACAAGGUACACCCUCAGACCUUGGAUCUGCAGGCAUGGUUGCUCAUACUCCUGCCAAACAAAAUGUUAACUUGCAAGAUCAGCACCAAGCCCAUGGCGCAGUAGCCAAUAAUGGUGACCCUGCUCCUAAUCCUUCUGAACCUGAACCACCAGGCAAUGGUGGAUCCAACCAAAAUGACAACUCACAAGAUAUGCCCCCGAAGGAUGAAUCUGCAAUUAAGGAUCAUGACUCUGCUGUUAGUCCUGCCAAGGUGCCAGGCAAUGGUGGAUCCAACCAAAAUGACAACUCACAAGAUAUGCCCCCGAAGGAUGAAUCUGCAAUUAAGGAUCAUGACUCUGCUGUUAGUCCUGCCAAGGUGCCAGGCAAUGGUGGAUCCAACCAAAAUGACAACUCACAAGAUAUGCCCCCGAAGGAUGAAUCUGCAAUUAAGGAUCAUGACUCUGCUGUUAGUCCUGCCAAGGUGCCAGGCAAUGGUGGAUCCAACCAAAAUGACAACUCACAAGAUAUGCCCCCGAAGGAUGAAUCUGCAAUUAAGGAUCAUGACUCUGCUGUUAGUCCUGCCAAGGUGCCAGGCAAUGGUGGAUCCAACCAAAAUGACAACUCACAAGAUAUGCCCCCGAAGGAUGAAUCUGCAAUUAAGGAUCAUGACUCUGCUGUUAGUCCUGCCAAGGUGCCAGGCAAUGGUGGAUCCAACCAAAAUGACAACUCACAAGAUAUGCCCCCGAAGGAUGAAUCUGCAAUUAAGGAUCAUGACUCUGCUGUUAGUCCUGCCAAGGUGCCAGGCAAUGGUGGAUCCAACCAAAAUGACAACUCACAAGAUACGCCCCCGAAGGAUGAAGGUGACAACCCUGCUGAAUCAGAUUCUGCAGUGGAAGCAGAUGAUGAAGGCCUAAGUAAUGGAGAUGGUGGUGAUCAAGUCCUCAGUGAUGCAAAACCUGAAGACAAUGAAGAGAAGGAGGAUGAGUCCUCCAAGGAUAUGGAUGUGAAAAAGAGCUCCCUUUCACCUGGCCCGUCUCCCAAAGAAUCUGAGAAUAGCCACUUCUUUGCCUACUUGGUGACUACGGCUAUUGUUGUUGCUGCCUUAUACAUUGCCUACCACAAUAAACGAAAAAUAAUUGCCUUUGCUCUGGAAGGAAAGAGAUCAAAGUUAACCCGAAGGCCCAAAUCCAGUGACUAUCAGCGACUGGAUCAAAAGAUCUAAGGUAAAGCCCAACCCCCCACACACCUGAUGCUGGGUUGAAUAAGAAAUCACCCUGAAUAGAAGCACACAGAAACAUGGGGAAAUGUCCUGCCUUCCAUCAGUACAGCUCUGAUGUCCUUCAGCUGUGCCCAAGGGGAGGAGGAACAGAAGUGCUUUUUGAUUCUGCACGUGCACUUUGGUAAUGGUCAUGUCUCUGUCAUUCUUUCGAAGUCCUCACCUGUUUGUGCACCCCUCUCGGCUUCUUGAAGUUGGAGUGUUUUCUCAAAUACUGUGAUGUAAAGAACCGUUAUACACUGCCUGUGUCCAAAUGAUGUGGUCCUGUUCUGCUAUGUUGACACAAAGGGCUGUACUUAGGAGGAGGCGCCUUGCCUGUUGAAUGAGCAGGCUGCACCCUGCCCUCCUAAACUCCUGGCAUGAUCUUGUUAAUCGACAUGGUGGGGUUGUAGUUGACUCAGUGAAUGCUGUCAACAGCUUGUGUGUAGUAUUGAAACUAGAUGCUCACCUUGGGUUCCUUUGCACUAGUGGAGACAUUUUGCUGGGGGAUGGGAAUCUGUUUGACAUCAUCCACAUGUAGAUGACAAAAGUCAGAAAUCAACAUUAAUGUUUACAAGACUUUCUAGAGAGGAAAGUUCGUGAAAAGGGGUCACAGUGCACAAUUUGUGGUUUUCUAAUUCUCUCUCUUUAAAAAUGGCACAUUGUUUACUGUUAGGCUGAAGACAAAAUGAUUUGAAGCUUGCUUGUGUGAGAGAAUUUGAUGCGGGGUGUUUUGACCUUCCCCACUCUGUGCCAUGUUUCUUUUGAGAAGAAUUUCCACAAAUUUUUGUCUUGUCAUUAGUGCCAUAUCCCCCUUGCAAAGUCACAAGAAUGACGUUGUUGGCGCUGUUUUAGGUACUUUAAAAAUGAUAAUUUGCACUUAGUGAUUAUUACAAAGAAUAGAUUGUUCAUAAUUUGGCUUUUGCUGGGUAAAUCCACCAUUCCAGUCCCACACAGAUCCUCACUCUUGAUCCUAGGAGUCUGCAGAUUGUUCUUGCAUAAACCUAAACAUCUUCAUUUUCACUUAAUAGCUUUUUAAAAAAAGUGUAUCCUUUUCUAUGUGUGAAAAACAUUUGGCUACAAAUGUAUGCUAAAGUUCACCAAUGCACUGAAUGUUUUAAUUCCGUAGCAGCACUUUCAUUUCCCUAAAAUCAGUGAAGUUUGAACAGAUGUUCCUACAGAUCCUUGUAAUGUCGUAGAACAAGCUGUAAUGCAGAGGAGCCUGUUCUUUGCAUUUGUAUGGUGGCCAUUUGCAAACUGCAGCUGUUCUGAAACUCGUUUCUUAUUUCCAUUCAUCCUAAGGAAGGGGGAGAAUGUGGACAAGAAACUAAUGUUAAGGUCUGCCUCAGUCUCUUUCACUUUGCAUGCAUUUCCAGUUACAAUUCUUAAUUGAGGAUCAAUUUAGCAAAACCUGCUUAAAAUCACAUAAUUGCAAUUUAGGAGUCUUAUGGUUUCUUCAGAUGACAGAAUAUUCUUUAAUGCUGACCUUUUUGGCAGCUCCCUUCAGCUUCUGCCUGCACGGAAUGGGAGAAGCAUUGCUGUUUGAGAAAUAUCCUUGCAGGAAAUGGGGGAGAUCUAACCUCCUCCCUCGCUUGGAAAGGAGGGGUCAUCCUCCUCCUCCUCCUCCAACUGAAAGGAGUCCUUGAGUUCGAACCCAGUCUUCAGAUGACCAAAUUAUUCUCGCCCUUAAAAAUAUGAAUGAUGGCAUGAUCAUCUGUCUCUGGAGCCAGCGACCAACACUAGGGUUUGCACGUUAGCCAUACAUGCAGUAAGUUGCAGAGAACCAGCGCGAUGAUAAUUCCCAGGCCAGUAAGUGACAACUUGCUUGCAACCAGCAGUGGUCCUCCUCUUCCAGUACUGAAUGGAGGUUCUCAGAGAGCUGCAAGCUGUGGCUCUGUGCAAUUAGAGGCCGACUUCUGUCAUUAUGCUUGAUGUAUAAUGUUCCGUACUGUUUCCUUAAUUCCUUAAUUCCCUUGAUUAAAUCUGUGGAAGUGUCUUUUAUUUUUUAAUUGAUUUUGUGUUUUCUUUCAAACAAGGGGCUAAAGUUUGUUGUCGUUUUCGAAUAUAUGAAAACUUGGUCCGUAUUCUUUGUGUCCAUAUUUUUACCUAACCUUCAAAUGAGUGGGGCUCUAUUGCCAGGUAGCUUUCUUGCCAAACGGGAACUUUUUUCUUUACACAGCCCCCCUACUCUCUUUGAAUCCACAAAUGUGUGUUUCUGGUUCUGGCAGCUUUAAAAAUGAGACACUUUAAUUCAGACUUGUUUUUAAGUUUUGUAAUUUUUUGUGUGUGUGGUGAACGAAAUAAAUGGAUAUACCAAACAUU